AUGGCUGAAACUGCUGCCGCUCCUGUGGUUGAAAUCGACUCCAAGAAGAAGCAGCCCAAGAAGGCAUCCAGCGCCAAGAAAGCCGCCAAGCCGUCCGGUCCCAGCGUAUCCGAACUCCUUGUUAAAGCUGUGUCUGCCUCUAAAGAGCGCAGCGGGGUGUCCCUGGCAGCCCUGAAGAAGGCUUUGACCGCCGCUGGUUACGAUGUGGAGAAGAAUAACAGCCGCCUCAAGCUGGCUCUCAAGGGCUUGGUGACUAAAGAGACUCUCGUCCAGGUCAAAGGUAGCGGAGCCUCCGGCUCCUUCAAGCUCAACAAGAAGCAGGCGGAGAGCAAAGACAAGGCUGCAAAACCCAAGAAGGCACCGGCUAAAGUCAAGAAGCCCGCCCCAAAGAAAGCCUCAAAGUCUCCGGCUAAAGCCAAGAAGGUAGCCGCGAAGAAGGCCAAGAAGCCGGCAGUCUCGGCUAAAAAAGCCACCAAGAGCCCCAAGAAAGUCAAAGCCGCCAAGCCCAAGAAGGCAGUGAAGAGUCCGGCUAAAAAGGCAGCCAAGUCCAAAGCCGCUAAGAGUCCAGCAAAGGCUAAAAAGGCAGCUCCCAAGAAGAAAUAA
Messenger RNA from Pelobates fuscus (common spadefoot toad), 603 nucleotides. RefSeq names its product histone H1B-like. The transcript has a single exon. Gene Ontology annotation, molecular function: nucleosomal DNA binding; double-stranded DNA binding; structural constituent of chromatin. Gene Ontology annotation, cellular component: nucleosome; nucleus. Bases 1 to 603 code for a protein of 200 amino acids. NCBI's taxonomy places the organism in Eukaryota, Metazoa, Chordata, Amphibia, Anura, Pelobatidae. The record is from RefSeq and is a predicted model, not a curated record. Gene Ontology annotation, biological process: nucleosome assembly; chromosome condensation; negative regulation of DNA recombination.